Messenger RNA from Micropterus dolomieu (smallmouth bass), 2370 nucleotides. RefSeq names its product interleukin-17 receptor A. The transcript has 12 exons. The coding region runs from base 189 to 1865 and encodes 558 amino acids. Gene Ontology annotation, molecular function: interleukin-17 receptor activity. The record is from RefSeq and is a predicted model, not a curated record. Lineage: Eukaryota; Metazoa; Chordata; Actinopteri; Centrarchiformes; Centrarchidae.
AGUCUUGAGGUUGGCCUUGAAGUCCACAGACUCUUUGACCUUAGCGCCCAGCAGAGCUCCCAGCAUGGCGUCAGCAGACACCCUCACCCUCUUCAGCCUCGUCUUCUCUCAGGACUCUGGAAAAGCGUCUAGACUGCAAUCAACUGGGUCUUAACAACUGUUUAAUUAAUAACUGCUCAGAGAAACGCAUGGUUGUUGGACUCGCGCCUAUCGGCCCGGAUUGGGAUGCUGAGCAUGUGGGAGUCUGGACAGACAAAGAAGGGCCAGUUUCUGUUAUGAAUGUGUCGUGGAAAAUAAAGGCUGAUGCAAAUGUAUUUGCACUUCAUGGAUCGGAGAUAAAUAUUCUGGAUACACGUACAAAUCAAAGUAUGUGUGUGCAGUUUUCUUACAAUCUCGGUAAACAGCUAAAUCCAAACUUUAAGAUGUGGACAUUUUCCUUGGAUGGAGUUGAGGUAGAGCCUGGGCAUACAUAUAUGGUGUCAGUAUUUAAUUUGCCACAACCUGAGAAUGGGGAUGUCAGCAUUAGAAAGGAAAUUAUUAUCCCAGGAUGUGAUGACAGGAGAAUACAAAAGGCCCAAACGUGUCUGGAAAAUGGUAGUCUAUGGGAUCCUCACAUGACCGCCAAUGUGUCUGUGGAUAUGGAACAUAGAAAGUUAUCCAUUGUUGUGGGAUUUGAGGCAGCACAGUAUUCAGAAAGAUACCAAGUCUCCAUUCAGAGUCUUCGUUUCAGUUCCUCAAAUAAUGUCUCAAAGGAAAACAGAACAUCGCUCAAUGUGACAUUUGAGUUUGGUUUGUGGCAACUCUCGCAAUGUGAAAUAUUGUUAAUGAUUCAGCCUUUUUUCAUGCGAUGCAAGAAUUACUGUUGGCGCCCUGAGAAAAUAAUCGAUUACUGCCUAUAUUAUCCACCACGGACUUUAAUUGUAAAGGCAGCUGUGGGCCUGCUUGUCAUUGGUUGCUGUCUUGCUUAUUUCUUGUGGAGAGCAUGCCAUAAAGUUCCUGUGAACGCAUCCUCACCUGCUGUCAAAGAGCAACCAGAAGGUUUUCAAGUGCAAGAGAGAAAAAGAGUCCUAGUCAUCUAUUCCCUUGACCACCCUUUAUACAAAAGCGUUGUUCUCAAGCUUUGUGCUUUCCUGGUAAGCAAAUGUGGCACUGAAGUGGUCCUGGAUCUGCUGGACUCUACAAGACUGGGAGUGUUGGGAAGCAUUCAGUGGCUGGACUGGCACAGAGAACAAAUAGAAAGCUCUUCAGAUAAGAUAUUAAUCCUGUGCUCACGAGGAGUACAAGCCAAAUGGAGAGCCAUGUGUGGCGACAAAGAGGUUUUUCUGAAGGAGGACGCCCGCUCACCUGUAGGUGACAUGCUCACUCCAGCUCUCAGCCUCAUGGUCCCCCAUUUCAUCCGAUCUGCCUCAUUUGAAAAGUACAUAGUGGCUUACUUUGACGACAUUUGUUCUGAAGAACAUGUUCCUUCACCUUUUAACAUCACAGUACGAUACAAGCUGAUGAAACAGUUUGAGGAGCUGUUUUUCAGAAUCCUGGACACUGAGAAGCACGAACCGGGCAGAGUGAAUCACAUCGAAGGGCUUUCAGAGGAGGAGUACUACGACUGUCCCUCAGGUAGAGCCCUGAGGGAUGCCAUAGAGGCUUUUCAUGCGUACCAGCUGGCGCAUCCAACAUGGUUUGAAGAUGAGUUACUGGAAAGCUCGAAGUUGGAGCUUGAACAGGCAUCAGCUGAGUUCUAUGACGAUGCAAAAACAAUCACAAACCUCAUUGCAUAUUGGGUACCCGACUCAGUCACCAGUCAUGUAAAGACACAAGAAAGUGAUUUCACUGUUCAAAUGUGCACCUCAGUUGAGUUCAACUAUUAGACAACUAUAUAGAACAUGCUGCCAGUUUGCUGUUGUCACAUUAGUGUUUAGAGACAUCUGUGAAGAUCUAACUCUUCGAUGAAACUAUCAGAAGUCCAGCAGUUAUGACAACAUCAUAGGAGCAACAGAAUCCUGCUGGGCGAAAUCCCCAGUGGAUACAAACAGAUAUUAUCACACACACUGGAGCACGAUGUAAAACCUGAUACAUUAGAUUAUACAGUAUGUGGCCAAUGAUUGUAAAAUACUUGAACGAAUCUGUGUAACUUCUCUCCAAAUAUUCACCAGAUUUCACUGUGAAUUUAUAUGUGGCCACUUUGUAUACAUGCGUGGUUUGUUUAAUGGUUUAGUAUUUUACCAUGUCCUCAUAUCUGUUGUGUAGGAUUUUUACAUGUUUCAGUAUUGUUAAAUAUCCCUUGCUUUCACUCAGGAGAUAGUUAAAGAGUAGUUUGGGCCACAGAGAUCUGUGGUUGAUGCUUGUUGGCUGUGUAAACAGUGUUUGGGUCAA